This is a messenger RNA of Pseudophryne corroboree (corroboree frog), 805 nucleotides long. It is a transcript of the gene PLN, whose product is annotated as phospholamban. Gene Ontology annotation, cellular component: sarcoplasmic reticulum; membrane. The record is from RefSeq and is a predicted model, not a curated record. Bases 251 to 409 code for a protein of 52 amino acids. Lineage: Eukaryota; Metazoa; Chordata; Amphibia; Anura; Myobatrachidae. The transcript has 2 exons. Gene Ontology annotation, biological process: negative regulation of ATPase-coupled calcium transmembrane transporter activity; negative regulation of heart rate; negative regulation of calcium ion import into sarcoplasmic reticulum. Gene Ontology annotation, molecular function: ATPase inhibitor activity.
UCCCUGAAUUGUUCCCAUAAACUAAGUGACAAACUCCCAGCACUGCCACAUAACUUCAGGAAGGGUGUGAUGAAGACUUUCCUGUAGCCUCGGAGAAGUGACCUAAACCUUUUCCAAACCCACUGGCCAAGCUUCAACAGAGAACCUCAGAGAGAAGACUAAGGUCCUCUUUCACUCUGCUUACGGGAAGCACGGUCUCUCUGCACUUCUUCUAUUACCUGUCACCUGCACCCUCUGUCCUUCUGUAGCAAUGGAUAAAGUCCAGCAUAUUACCCGCUCUGCCAUGAGGAGAGCCUCAAACAUUGAGGUCAACCCGCAGAUCCGGCAAAACCUGCAAGAACUCUUUGUAAAUUUCUCUCUGAUUCUCAUUUGUCUUCUUCUCAUCUGUAUCAUUGUGAUGCUGCUCUGAGGGUUACUCUGAGCACCCCUGUAGAAAGUACCAGACAGACUAUACAAAGCCUCCUCAUGGAAGGGCCAGAGUAAAGAUGUGUUACACUAUUUAUAAGCAUGUACCACUUGUCAGCUUUGUAUGCAGUGCGCGCCUCACGAUUGUAGAUGUCAAUGUUUAUAAUAUUAUGUAAUAAACAUACGGUAACAUAUUUCCUUCCCACCUGUAAUACAAUAAUGUAAUAACGUAGUCCAGGACUACAGGCAUGAUAAAUAAAGCUUCACCUUCAUUGAGGCAGCCAUGUUUGACAUAUACCUGGAGUUCUGCACACGUCUAAUGUUGUUCAUGGAUCACUGUGCCUGUGUAGUGUGUUACCAUGGAGUAAGAACCGUUAAAUAAAAGCAUAAUCUCAGCAAA